GCAGAGGCGUGGUUGGGGAUCUGGCGAGAUGCAAGAUCUCAGCAUGACAGACAGCCCAAGGCUCAUGCACCCAGGUCGGUCCUUGCGGAUCCCCCUGCUGUCAGAGAGAUGCUCAAGCAGGAGAUACGUCUGCUUCUGCUUAACAUCCAAGAGAAGGCGUCUGAACAGGGGAGGGAUGGAAACAAAGCCCUGUUGCGCUACAGCCCUGACGUCGUGAGCUACAUACUGGGCACCAGCACUUCAAGCCAUGAGCUGCAGGGACCGAGGAGUGCAAGGAGUCAUGAUGGCAGACAGCAACUACCCAGCAGGCCCCAGAGUGCCAACAGCAGUGAGGAAGUGCGGUCCUUUUCCAGACUCUCAUCAACCCCCAGCUAUUUGGAUGACAUUGAAGCCAUUAAGGACAAGUUAAACAUUAUCCAUAUUGAUGAGGUUGUGGCACAUCUGCA
This is a messenger RNA of Lepisosteus oculatus (spotted gar), 446 nucleotides long. Lineage: Eukaryota; Metazoa; Chordata; Actinopteri; Semionotiformes; Lepisosteidae. The record is from RefSeq and is a predicted model, not a curated record.